AUGCAUCGAAAAGCUGUUACAGUGAUCCUUUUGAAUUCACUCAUUAUUCCAAUCAUUCUGGCCGGUGACAACUUGCCGAGAGCUCGAACCGAACAAGGUGUUUAUAUUGGUAGUCGAUCAACAAUAAACGACAUAACUGUUGCCUGUUGGUAUGGUAUACCCUACGCUGAACAACCUGUUGAUAAUCUUAGGUGGUUGCCUCCUCUACCUCUUCCAACGUCAAAUGAUAUCAAUAUUGCCGAUACUGCUACUUUAUGUCCGCAACUGAGCAGUUUUGAACCGCCAUAUACCGAAGCUUGUCUUACACUGAAUGUGCACGCUCCCGAAAACGCAAGCAAUUUACCUGUCUAUGUUUGGAUUCAUGGAGGUAGUUUUACGACAGGUGCUGGUGGAUCGUAUAAUGCUACUCCAUUCGUUAUCACAAGCAUUAACUAUUCGGCUCCUAUCGUUGUUGUUACCAUUAACUAUCGAAUUGGCCUACUUGGUUUUCUUGCAGAUGAAGCAUUUUAUAAUGGGAAAUCAGGAGUCGAUGGGAGAAGAACGACAGGUAAUUAUGGAAUCUUAGAUCAAAUUAUGGCACUCGACUGGAUAAAGAAGAAUAUCCGUAGUUUUGGCGGUAAUCCAGAAGAAAUCACUAUCGGCGGUGAAAGUGCUGGUGGCAUCUCUGUCAGUGUUCUCCUGACAUCGCCAUUAGUUAAGACUGGCACAUUUCAAAGGGCGAUUAUUCAAAGUGGUGGUAUAUGGCCCAAUGCUACUAAGGAUCUUCAGACAGCAUUUGAUGAUAGUGGAAAUAUUUUGAGACCUCUGGUGAAUUGUAGUACAGUAGAAUGUCUACGCAAUUUAACGGUCAAGCAAAUCCUUCGAGCUCAAAAAACGAUCGCGUCGAAGAAUAUUUUUGGAACAGCUGCAACUCCAGUCGUUGAUGGUUAUGUUUUAAAUGAUACAAUAGAAAACAGUUAUGCAAGAGGAAAUUUUCAAAAAGUUCCCAUUCUUGUUGGAUCCACUACCAAUGAAACGGCAUUAUAUACAUGUCAAGUCUUUAAAGGAUCAGCUACUGAAGCACAGGUUCAAGAAUUUUUCCAAUCAAUAUACAAUUCAAACAUGAUCAGUCAGUUUCCUGAUGUUUACGGACCAAUGUCAGUCUAUAACGAAUCAUUAACUUAUUUAAAUAUUAUCUACAGUGAUUCGUGGUUGCAUUGCGGAUCUAGACGUAUCGCUGCGCAGUUCUCUAAUUCAAAAUUACCUUCUUAUUUGUUUACAUACAACCAUCUUAUACCUGUUACGCCACGUUGUUUUGGUGUGACCCACUCUACCGAACUGCCCAUGUUUUUUCCGUCUCUUGUGCAGCGUUAUUUUCCCAAGUAUAAUUUAACUGAAGAGGAGAAACAGCUUUCUAUUAACAUGAUGCGAUAUUGGGUGAACUUUAUUCGAACAUCCAAUCCUAACUUCGAAGGCAGUGCAAUAAAUUGGGAUACUUAUUCAAUCAAUUCGGAUAACGAUUUAGUUCUUGACACUGCUCUACGAAUGAGAAAUUAUCAUUAUAAAGUUGCUUGCUCAUCUCUAUGGGAUCUUUAUGCAACCACAAACGGUACUCCGACAUCAAGUGCCAUAAGUUCUACGAAAAGCCGACAAUAUUUUCUAUCAUUUUUCUGUACUGUUUUUUUCCAAGCCAUUCUUUGUACUUUUGCGCGUUUUUAG
Messenger RNA from Adineta ricciae, 1698 nucleotides. The record is from the annotation of a GenBank genome assembly. Lineage: Eukaryota; Metazoa; Rotifera; Eurotatoria; Adinetida; Adinetidae.